AUGGCUUCCGUUCUCACAGACCCAAUCCCCCAGAAGCCCAUCAAAGAAGAAGAUCCUGAACAUUUCAUUCCGCUCGAUCUCUCUGGAAAGAAUAUCAUUAUACACUACAACGAGUUCGAAGCCAAGGGCGUCAGAGGGACCCAUGUUGUUGCUGUGAAUGACGUCUUUGUAGGGCAUGUCCUAGCGCAUAUACUCAGCCGUCCUAUUCGCAGGGCUUGGAAAGAAAAACUUGCUCCACAAGGUACAGUCGUCCGCUUCAUUGUGGAUGAUAAAGGGGAGUUUACCUCUAGCCGCUACGUCAUUGUGACUCAAGACGGAAAGGUCAACUUCAUCACAGUGGAAGAGCAGUCUGCGAAUAUCACUUCCACCGCUGAGAACGUUGUGAUCACUCAACUCUAA
Molecule: messenger RNA, 399 nt
Organism: Suillus discolor
Lineage: Eukaryota; Fungi; Basidiomycota; Agaricomycetes; Boletales; Suillaceae
Exons: 5
Coding region: 1-399 (132 amino acids)
Source: RefSeq, a predicted model, not a curated record